Messenger RNA from Puccinia graminis f. sp. tritici CRL 75-36-700-3, 576 nucleotides. RefSeq lists its product as uncharacterized. The record is from RefSeq and is a predicted model, not a curated record. Lineage: Eukaryota; Fungi; Basidiomycota; Pucciniomycetes; Pucciniales; Pucciniaceae. Gene Ontology annotation, biological process: DNA integration. The transcript has 2 exons. Gene Ontology annotation, molecular function: nucleic acid binding. Bases 1 to 576 code for a protein of 191 amino acids.
AUGCGUUCCCAACUCUUGAGCGAAUUAGGGGUUAAUGUCUGUCACCGAACGGUUGAGAGAUAUUUGAGGCGCCUGAAGUUGAAACAACGUCAAAACGACCUCGCCAAUGGAAAAAUCACCCGAGAAGAAGUGGUUGAACUGGUCAGACAUGCUCGUGAUGCAUUACUAGCAAACACAGCAGGCUACAGAAGAAUGCGGCAGAUCUUGGUGACAAACUAUGGGGUCCACCUACCCAGACAGGUUGUUUAUGAUAUCCUGAGAGAGGUCGACCCUGAAGGAAUGCAACUGCGGCUAAAAAAGACUUGCAAAAGGAGAGUCUUCCACACAACAGGUCCAAAUCACAUCUGGUCAGCUGAUGGACACAACAAGUUAAAUAGAUUUGGGAUCACAGUAUAUGGCUUCAUUGAUGCCUGGUCAAGGAAGAUUCUGGGUAUAUUUGUACAUGUCACAAAUAAUGAUCCAAGGCACAUUGGCGCAUACUUUCUACACCUGGUUAGGGCUAUUGGUGGAAUUCCAUGGAAACUCACGACAGACAGGGGGACAGAGACAGGAAAAAUGGGCAGCUUCCAGAUCUGA